AUGCGUCUCACUACAAUCCUCCUCUCCCUCGCUUCCCUCGCCUGCGCCGCUGAGCUCGGCAUCGAUGUCACACAUGAGGUCGAGUGCACGCGUAAGACCCAGAAUGGUGAUUCUGUCCAGAUGCACUACCGCGGCACCCUCCAGGCCGACGGCAAGGAGUUUGACUCCAGCUUCAAGCGCAACGUCCCGCUGAGCUUCAAGCUCGGCACUGGCCGCGUGAUUAAGGGAUGGGACCAGGGUUUGCUAGACAUGUGCAUCGGCGAGAAGCGCACGCUUACAAUCCCGCCCGAGUACGGCUACGGCGACCGCGCCGUGGGCCCGAUUCCCGCUGGCUCGACUCUGGUGUUCGAGACAGAGCUGGUUGGCAUUGAGGGUGUAGACAAGGACGAGCUGUGA
Penicillium macrosclerotiorum is the source of this 396-nucleotide messenger RNA. It is a transcript of the gene fkbp3, whose product is annotated as peptidylprolyl isomerase family protein FPR2. Lineage: Eukaryota; Fungi; Ascomycota; Eurotiomycetes; Eurotiales; Aspergillaceae. Bases 1 to 396 code for a protein of 131 amino acids. The transcript is spliced from 2 exons. Gene Ontology annotation, molecular function: peptidyl-prolyl cis-trans isomerase activity. The record is from RefSeq and is a predicted model, not a curated record. Gene Ontology annotation, biological process: protein peptidyl-prolyl isomerization.